Penicillium digitatum Pd1 is the source of this 1065-nucleotide messenger RNA. Its product is annotated as MDR family NADP-dependent oxidoreductase. Gene Ontology annotation, molecular function: oxidoreductase activity, acting on the CH-CH group of donors, NAD or NADP as acceptor. Lineage: Eukaryota; Fungi; Ascomycota; Eurotiomycetes; Eurotiales; Aspergillaceae. The record is from RefSeq and is a predicted model, not a curated record.
AUGUCCAACAAACAAAUCAUCUACACCACCCCUCCGGCCCCAGCCAUUGACCCCUCUCUCAGCAGUGGCACCUUCCGCCUAAACACCCUCCCUAUCCCCAGAGAUGUCCCCACCGACAAGCUCCUCGUGCGGGUUCACUACCUCUCCCUCGACCCAGCCAUGCGCCAAUGGCUCACCGCCAAACGCUCCUACAUCGCUCCCGUCGAACAAGGCGCCGUGAUGCGCGGCCAGAGCAUCGCCCAAGUCCUCGCCGUAGGCACCGAUCUGGCAUCCAAGUACAGCAAGGGCGAAUGGGUCGUCGCUAGUUCCGGCUGGCAGGAGUACGCAGUGGUCGGCACGAAAGAAGUAACAAAAAUAACCGUGCCGGCCGGCGGACGGCCCACGGACGCAAUGUCCGUGCUCGGCCUCACCGGGCUGACGGCCUACUUUGGUAUGGUGGAGAUCGCGCAGGUGAAGAAGGGUGACACGGUUGUUGUUUCUGGUGCUGCGGGCGCGACGGGCAUGGUGGCUGGCCAGAUUGCGCGCAUCAAGGGCGCUCAACGUGUGGUGGGGUUGGCGGGCAGUAAGGAGAAGUGUGAUUUCUUGAUUAACGAGUUGGGAUUUGAUGCUGCGGUCAAUUAUAAGGAUCCAGAUUGGAGGACGCAGCUGAAGCUCGCUACGCCGGAGUUUAUUGAUGUUUUCUUUGACAAUACUGGUGGUGACAUCCUUGAUGCUUGCUUGGCGAGGGCGGCUCAGGGCUCGCGCUUUGCUAUCUGUGGCGCUAUCAGUCAGUAUAAUGCUGCUAAGCCGCAGGGUCCGGCUAGCUUUAUGAGUGUGAUUUCGCAACGGAUCACCCUGAAGGGGUUUAUCGUCUUCGAUUUUGCGAAGCAAUAUCCAGCUGCACUCAAGGAGCUCGGCUCUUGGUUGGCUGAAGGUAAGCUCAAGCGCAAAGAGCACAUCGUGCCAGGUGGCUUGGAGGCGGCGCCCCAGGGUCUCAUUGACCUCUAUGCUGGUGCUAACACCGGUAAGAUGAUGGUCGAGGUAGCACCGGUCAGCGAGGCGUUGGCUCCAAAGGCCAAGCUAUGA